GAUCACGUGGGUAUCUCUCAGCACACAGACUUUUUCCUGGUGCUUGAGUUUUCCGGCCUGAGUGGAUUGCGGGACUGGAAGUGUCGCGAUGAGCCGCAUCUAUCACGACAGUGCGCUUCAGAAUAAGCCUGUGCAUGACGAACGAGUGGCUGGUCCGUGGGAUCCGGCUGCGUUCCAGCGUGGACAUGGUGUCCUCUUGGAAGGAACGCUGGUGGAUUUUUCUCGUCACAGUGUCACAGACAUCAAAGGAAAGAAGGAACGAUGGUAUGUCUUGUACCUGAAACCUAACAAAAUACACCGCAGGAAGUUUGAUACGAAGGGAAAUGAGAUUGAGCCCAACUUCAGUGACACUAAAAAGGUUAACACAGGCUUCCUCAUGUCUUCUUACAAGGUAGAACCCAAAGGUGAGACAGACAGACUGUCAACAGAGGACCUGAAGCGUCUGGUGAACAAGGUGGAUUUGUUAAAGAUCACUGAGAGAUACACCCCUACUGAUACCGUGGCCUUUUGGCUUCCAGAAGCUGAUGUGGAAAAGACUGAGGUUGAGAUGGGUGAACAGCUUCGGGUGAAGACUUCAGGCGAUGGACCGUUUUUAUUUUCUUUAGCCAAGGUUGAUGGAGGAACUGUGACAAAGUGUAACUUUGCUGGAGAUGUGCAGACAGGUGCUUCCUGGACAGACAAUAUCAUGGCCAAGAAAUCACAAAGCAGUGAACCAAUAUCUCAGCCCCGGGGUCAAGGAGAUGGAGCAGAAGAUGAUGAAUGGGAUGACUAAGAAAAUUGAACAAACAUUUAAAUGGUCAAUCAUUCAUUCCAAUGCUGGAAUCACCAGUAUCCAUUUGACCUAGAACAACAUGCAGAUUAAUUAAGCUCAUCUGCAGUAGUUCCUUUACAUAUUAUAUUUGCCUGUGUAUAUCAGACAGAGUUGGCUCUAAUAUCACAGGGAGCUGCUGAAUGAACAUUAUUCACCUACGUUUUAAUGCUGUACAACCCUUUGAUAUUGGCUCUAGGUUCAACAGAAGAAAAAUAAUUACAAAAUCACACAAACUCUGGGUGAUACGAGCGCAAGGGAAUAAAAGAUAACCACCUAAUUAGUGGUUUACAGAAAGUGCAGUAGAUUCCCCGGAUUCAAGUCUCUGCUAAUAUCUCAUAGAACAGACUAAAAAGUGAUGAUGUUGACUGUGCACCUAGUGAACAACUGAACGAAAUAAAAGGAUGGAAGGUAUAUACAUAGAUACUUCCUUCCAUUUACAGAUUUGCCUUUUUGAUGCAAAUUUUCAUACAAUGUGCAGCAUAGAAAUAAUUAUAAUGAAUCAUUUUUAGUAGAAUAGUAACUAGCUUAUCUUAAACACCUAUAAUUAUGAUUAACCAUGUACAUUUUAAAAUGCAAAAUAUUUAGCUUGAUAUUUCAUAAACACAUAUUCCAUAAACACUUCAAUAGGCAUUGUUGUGUGUAUAUACAUAAAUAUAUGAGUAAAAUAUUUUGCAUAUUCGCAUAUGUUUUGUACGUGUACUUUUUUCUAUUUUAAGGAGAAUUUGUACCAUUUUUUAAAUACAAAUUCCGAUUAAAAAGACAUUUUUUCAAAA
Messenger RNA from Spea bombifrons (plains spadefoot toad), 1584 nucleotides. It is a transcript of the gene ARPIN, whose product is annotated as actin related protein 2/3 complex inhibitor. Gene Ontology annotation, biological process: negative regulation of actin nucleation. Lineage: Eukaryota; Metazoa; Chordata; Amphibia; Anura; Pelobatidae. The transcript has 6 exons. The record is from RefSeq and is a predicted model, not a curated record. The coding region runs from base 89 to 772 and encodes 227 amino acids.